Messenger RNA from Panicum virgatum (switchgrass), 1855 nucleotides. RefSeq names its product cyclin-B1-1-like. Gene Ontology annotation, molecular function: cyclin-dependent protein serine/threonine kinase regulator activity. Gene Ontology annotation, cellular component: nucleus; cyclin-dependent protein kinase holoenzyme complex; cytoplasm. The record is from RefSeq and is a predicted model, not a curated record. The coding region runs from base 204 to 1535 and encodes 443 amino acids. NCBI's taxonomy places the organism in Eukaryota, Viridiplantae, Streptophyta, Magnoliopsida, Poales, Poaceae. The transcript has 9 exons. Gene Ontology annotation, biological process: mitotic cell cycle phase transition; regulation of cyclin-dependent protein serine/threonine kinase activity.
AUACUCUCUUCCCCUCAAGAACUGCACCACCACGCGACGCCAUUGAUUGAGCAGGGAGGAGAGGCACAAGGGGAGGAGAAAAGAGGAAGGGGAUCCGCGGUGGCUGCGCUCGCCGGCGGGGAAGAGGGGACGCGGGCGGCGAGCCUCCAGUCUUCACCUCCGUGCUCUCCGGGCUCUUCGGACAGGGCGAGGACGAGGAAGAGAUGGCCACGCGCGACCGCAACGCCGCCGCCGCCGCCGCCGCUCCGCAGCUCAACCGAGGUGGUGUUCCCGCUCUGGGAAAGCAGAAGGCCGUCGCGGCCGGCCGAGCUGACGCCAUGAACCGGCGAGCCCCCCUGGGCGACAUCGGCAACUUCGUCGCCGUCCGCGCGACCGAAGGGAAGCCGCAGGAGCAGGUCAGCCGCCCCGUCACGAGAAGCUUCGGUGCUCAACUUGUCAAGAGCGCGCAGGCGAAUGCCGCCGCAAUCAAGCAGAAUGCGGCCAUCCCACCUGCGAGGCCUGCGCCGAGGCUGGAGAGGAAGGCUCCUUUCAAGCCUCCUCCUCCUGAGCAUGUAAUAGAGAUCAGCUCCGACUCUGACCAGAGCAACACGCAGCCCGAGAGAAGCGACAGCUCCGUCCGCUCGAGGAAGAAGGUCAUCAACACCCUCACUUCUGUUCUCUCGGCUCGCUCAAAGGUUGCCUGUGGAAUCACUGACAAGCCUCGAGAAGUGAUUGAAGACAUCGACAAGUUGGACGCCAAUAAUGAGCUCGCGGUCGUGGAAUAUGUUGAGGACAUCUACACCUUCUACAGGACUGCACAGCAUGAGAGCCGGCCAUGUGACUACAUUGAAGCUCAGGUGGAGAUCAACUCAAAGAUGAGGGCUAUCCUGGCCGAUUGGAUAAUUGAAGUACACCACAAGUUUGAACUGAUGCCCGAAACUCUCUACUUGACGAUGUACAUCAUCGACCAAUAUCUCUCGCUGCAACCAGUCCGGCGAAGGGAACUGCAGCUUGUGGGUGUUUCAGCCAUGCUGAUCGCUUGCAAAUACGAGGAGAUUUGGGCCCCCGAGGUCAACGAUUUCAUCCUAAUAUCAGAUAGUGCAUACAGUAGGGAGCAGAUUCUUUCAAUGGAGAAGGGAAUACUAAAUAGGCUUGAGUGGAACUUAACUAUUCCUACAUCAUACAUGUUCCUCGUUCGCUUUCUCAAGGCGGCGUCUUCGGGUAUCAAAACUGACAAAGAGAUGGAGAACAUGGUCUUCUUUUUCGCGGAGUUAUCACUGAUGCAAUACGGCUUGGUGACGUACCUGCCUUCGAUGGUUGCUGCCUCUGCUGUCUAUGCGGCAAGGCUCACUCUCAAGAGGGCUCCACUUUGGACUGACACUCUCAAGCAUCACACAGGCUUCAGAGAGUCAGAGCUAAUGGAAUGCACAAAAAUGCUCGUGAGCGCACAUUUGACCGCACCGGAGAGCAAGUUAAGGGUCGUCUACAAGAAGUAUUCCAGCGAGCAGUAUGGAGGGGUCGCACUGCGUCCACCGGCAGAGGAGAUCUGCAAAUAAACAAAGAUAAAUCCGUCCUGAUAGUUGUGCUUGCUUUUGUUUUCGAGAGUGUAAUGAAAGGCAAGUCUGACAUUCGCUAGGUUUUAUGCUUGUUUGCAGUAAGAAAAAUUGAACACUUGAGACAGUCGUUUGUUUGCUGGGCUGUUCUCAGGGAGGAGUCAGGAAUGUUAUCUGACUUGUAUUGGCAUUUAAGAUUUGGGAUGUUCUGCUACUACUAUCUUAUAUAUACACCUUGGUGUAUAUUCUAGUCUGUCAGAAUUUAUCAGUAACAAGUUAUUCAUAAAUAUGAAUGAUGAAUUAGAAUGUUCGCUGAUUGGAAA